Messenger RNA from Planococcus citri (citrus mealybug), 4440 nucleotides. RefSeq names its product protein jagged-2-like. Gene Ontology annotation, biological process: cell communication; multicellular organism development; Notch signaling pathway. The coding region runs from base 471 to 3467 and encodes 998 amino acids. The transcript has 15 exons. The record is from RefSeq and is a predicted model, not a curated record. Gene Ontology annotation, molecular function: Notch binding; calcium ion binding. Gene Ontology annotation, cellular component: membrane. NCBI's taxonomy places the organism in Eukaryota, Metazoa, Arthropoda, Insecta, Hemiptera, Pseudococcidae.
GCUUAAUCACACAGUCAGCUUCAAGCAGUUGGUGUUUUUCGGCGUUUUGUUAUCUGUGUUAUUGCGCGUGCGUUUUUUUUUCACCUAUUUUUUUUUUUUUUUUUGAAAUCGUUUUAAUUGGUUUUCAUUUCACCCCCCUCUUCAGUUCGCAAAAUUUUACCCUCGCGGAGAUAUGUUAUUGUGUGUGAUUGGUGUUGAUAAUAUUCGCGAAUUUACUAUUUAAUUGUUCAUUCUCAAUUUUUUAUUAUUUUGGUUUCGAUUUCGCGAGAGUUUAUUUUUGAAAAUUUUUGCAUUUUUUGAGAAAUUUUUUUUGUUUUUAAAACGCGAAAUCGCGUAAGUGAAUUUUGUUUGUGCGGUUUGCAAUUCAGAGAGGAGGAAAAUUGCAUCGAUUUGCAAACGACGAUUAAAAUAUGGACAAGCCCGGUUAAAUAUUUGGCCCAUUUUUACCUGUGCAGCUCGUCGCAGUCAGUAUGAGGUGUUACUCCAUUCUGCUCUCAAAUUUUUUCAUCAGUUUCGCAUUCAUUAUUGGAUUACUUCAGUCUAUACCGGGAGGCAGAUGUUCGGGUACAUUUGAGCUGCAAAUCUUGGAAAUUGAAAACCUUCGCGGCGAAGUAUCUGGAGGCGAAUGCUGUGGAAGUGGGUCUCGGCUUCGUGUAUCGCGUGGCGGAGCUAGCGGGAGCAGUGGCACUUCUUCGGCCGAUAAAGAAGACACCUCAUCCUCGACGACUGCUUGCACAGUCGCAUGCCGGACAUUUUUUAAAGUCUGUUUGAAGGAGUAUCAAAACAAUAUGUCAGCAACGUCCGACUCGUGUUCGUACGGCAACACUUCUAGUCCUGUGUUAGGAGCCAACUCCUUCACAUUAGCUGAUCCGGAUCGAGCGAACGGAAAAUUAAUCAUACGCUUCAAAUUCAGUUGGACGAGAGCGUUUACCUUGUGGUUGGAAGCUCUGGAUUUGAAUAACCAUACGACACCCGGUACUGUUAAGUUAAUCGAAAAAGCCACUUAUUCCGGCAUCAUAUUACCAAGUUCCGAAUGGCAUACGUUGAAUCAUCACGGCAACGUUGCCAAAAUUACCUACAGAAUUCGAGUACAAUGCGAUAAACAUUAUUUUAAUUCAACUUGCAUGAAAUUUUGCCGACCAAGAGAUGAUAAAUUUGGUCAUUAUACCUGCGAUCCGAAUGGCGAUAAAGAAUGUAUAGCUGGCUGGAAAGGGGCGAAUUGUGAAAUAGCUGUUUGCAAGACUGGAUGCCAUUUAGAUCAUGGGAGAUGUGAUCAUCCCGGAGGAUGCGAAUGUCGACCAGGAUGGAGAGGAGAAUUUUGCGACCAAUGUCAACCAUAUCCAGGAUGCAAGCACGGCUUUUGUAAUAAACCUUACGAUUGUAUUUGUAACACCAAUUGGGGCGGAAUGCUUUGCGAUAAAGAUUUAAAUUACUGUGGCACCCACGAACCGUGUCAAAAUGGCGGAACUUGCAGCAAUACAGCGCCAGAUCAAUACAUGUGCACUUGUCCGGAAGGAUUAUCCGGAUCUAGGUGCGAAGUAGUCAUAAAUCCUUGUGUAACGGGGCCCUGUGUGAAUGGCGGUACUUGUAUAGAGAAUUUGGAAAACCAGAAUCAUUACCAAUGUUUGUGCCCGCCUGGUUGGACUGGCAGCGAUUGUAGUAUUAAUAUCGACGAAUGUGCUUCUUCUCCUUGCCAAAACGGGGGCACAUGCGUGGACGCUAUAAAUGGCUACCAGUGUCUUUGCUCAUCCAAUUGGGAAGGUGAUCAUUGCCAAUUAGAUGUGAACGAAUGCGAAGCCACAAAACCUUGUAAAAAUGCGAUCUCAUGCCAAAAUCUGCCCGGAGACUAUCAAUGUGAAUGUGUAAAAGGUUUCAAAGGUAAAAAUUGCGAACAGAAUUUGAACGAUUGUGUCGGCCAAUGCAAAAAUGGAGGUGUUUGUAUAGAUUUAGUCGACGAUUACUACUGCAGUUGUUCAGCCGGAUAUACUGGUAAAGAUUGUCAAACUGAUAUCAACGAAUGCGAAAACAGUCCCUGUAAAAAUGGCGGAGAAUGUGAAGAUUUGCCCAACGGUUUCCGUUGCAUUUGUCCAGUUGGAUACGCGGGAGAUUUCUGUCAAAUCGACUACGAUCACUGCAGUCCGAAUCCUUGCGCCAACAAUGCCACUUGCUUGAAUAUGCCCGAAGACUACUACUGCCACUGCACCGAACCCUGGCAAGGGAAGAACUGCACCUCACCGAAAGUGCAAUGCACUACACCACCAUGCGACAUGGAAGAAGGUGGAUGUUUACUAGAUGGUCAACCAUUUCCGAAUAAUUCAAACUGGAAACAUAAAUGCAACACUUGCGGCUGUCUCGAUGGACAAGUCAGAUGCACAAAUGUCUGGUGCGGAUCCACCAACUGUUAUUCUUCGCCUUUGAACGGAUGUGGAACUUAUCAGAUAUGCGUAACAAUCACAAAGAACUGCCUAUCACCUCCAUGUUACGCUUACGGCGAAUGCAGAAAUCUCCUAAAUGGAAAAGUCAGUCUACCGUCGAUUCCAGCUCCGCCAACAUGUCAGCCUAAUCAAGCUGUAUCGUCUGAUUACUGCAUGCGAAUGUCUUUAUUCGUCGAUAUCGCCAAACUCAGGCCUUCGGUGACUACUGAAGAUCUGUGCAAUGAAAUCCGAGCUCUGGUAUCCGGUCACGAGGCUAGUAAAAAUACCCAUUUCGAGAUAGUGGUUCUAUGCGAUUUGAAAUUAGGCUUCAACGAUACAGUCGAGGUUACUUUGUCGAGCUCCGAAACCGUAGAAAGCAGCAACGCUUUGAAAGAUCACGUUAAAUUCAUCGGCGAACAAAUUAGUCGGAAACAAGUAACGAAUCAAUCCAUUCUGUAUUCGGUUAUAUCAGUGGUUGAAACAAUAAAACCAGAAGAAACGAUACUGAUAACAGAAAACAAACAAGCUUACACCGGCAGCUACAUCGUUGUAUUCCAAGUAUCAGCUGUAGCUAUAUUCCUCCUGUGUGCGGUGAUCUUCGCCAUAAUCUACUGCAACCGGUGUUCGAUUUACAAAGCAACUCUACCACCGCAUAAUUGCGAUAUACGAAACUGCGAAGAAGAGAAAUCCAAUAACAUGCAAAACGAAGAGAAUUUCCGCCGAUACGCUAAUCCUUUGAAAGAAGAUUCGUCUUGCAAUCUGAACACGAACGUUGUCGAUGUUUCAACUCGAAUCAAUGUGGUCAGGCCUAUUUCUCGAACCUCCAGCGGUGAAAUAAUGGAGAUGAUUAACGACUCCGAUACCACGAAAGGUGUUUCGAAUAAAGCUUUGUUAUCUAAAACGCAGAAUACAGAGUUUCAAAAGCAUUCGUUAAACAAUAAUUGUUGUUGUUCUUCGAAAGAAGCUGCGGCAACGAAACCUUUGAAUAUUAAAAUUGUUCCUUUUGUACCGAGGACUAUACCGCAGAAUUGCGACAAUUCUGUUUUAGUUUAGGACAUAGAUAUAGGUAAUUAGUUGUUGAAUAUUUUUAUAUUAUUGUUCCAUGUACUUGUACAGUUUGCAAUUUAUAUUGGUGAUCACAAUUCAUCGAUCGAUUCGUCGUUUUCCCCUCGCAUAAUUAAUCCAAGAUUGUAAUCGUUAGUUUUAAUAUUUUACUUACUCGAUCCAGAAUAUAAUAGACAAUCUUCAAGUUCACUCGAGUUGUAAUUAGAUAUUAUUAUUUGUACGAGAAAUUAUUCUAUCUGUGCCAUUAAUUAGUUAUGAAAAAAUACACAAAUUUUCGGUGGAUUCCUAUAAAUAAUACACAAAGAAAAAUGAUUAAAAAUAUUUACCAAGGCACUAAAAACACAUUAUUACAUUUAAUCCAUUGUGAUGGCGUUUACAUUAAUUUGUAUACAUUUGAGAUCUCUGUAUGAAUUAUUUUCUUUACCAAUUUAUUUAAUUUAUUAUUGAAUGUUGAAAAAUGUUAUUUUUAAGUUUGUAUUUGUGCAGUUGAAUAGAAUAUUUAUGUGAUUUUUUGUAAUUUGUAAUAUAUUUAGGAGAAAUUAUUUCUCCGUUGUAGUAAUAAUUUUUGUACGGAAUUAUAAUGCUAAGUUGUAAGUAGGUUUUGUAAAUUUAUGUAAAUUGUUACUUUUUUUUAUAAAUUUUUGUUUGUUGUGUAAAAUCCUUAAAAGCAUUUACUAUACGUACCAUUAAUUUUAUUGUAGUAGAGAGUAUUGUUUAUAAAACAUGAAUAUACCAAGCUGUACUUUUUCUUAUUCCGUUUGAUUUGAAGUUUUAUGAUUCGAAAUCUUCUAUGUAGAUAUAAAUUGAAUGUAUUUGUUUAAUGUUUACUGAGAAACUUGAUGUAUGUUUUUUCAUUUUUUCCAUACAUUGUGUAAAUCUUGUUACGAAUGAAUUUGUAUUUUUAUACUACAUAAGGGAGUAACGCAAAAUAUAAUAAAGAAUAAAGAUUUUCAAAGUUGAA